Scleropages formosus (Asian bonytongue) is the source of this 2647-nucleotide messenger RNA. Its product is annotated as dynamin-1-like protein. NCBI's taxonomy places the organism in Eukaryota, Metazoa, Chordata, Actinopteri, Osteoglossiformes, Osteoglossidae. Gene Ontology annotation, molecular function: GTPase activity; GTP binding; microtubule binding. Gene Ontology annotation, biological process: peroxisome fission; endocytosis; mitochondrial fragmentation involved in apoptotic process. The record is from RefSeq and is a predicted model, not a curated record. The coding region runs from base 118 to 2298 and encodes 726 amino acids. The transcript has 18 exons. Gene Ontology annotation, cellular component: cytoplasm; microtubule; mitochondrion.
AGCCGGGUUGGUUAAAUGGUGGUUGUGUGGGGACGUUGGAUGACUUUGUCGGUGUGUUUCGCGGUGUAGCUGAUUAUCAGCUCCAUUCAUUCUGACAGGUGGCGAUUCUGCUAGACAAUGGAGGCACUUAUCCCCGUCAUAAAUAAACUUCAAGACGUGUUCAACACAGUCGGUGCGGACAUAAUUCAGCUGCCGCAAAUUGCUGUUGUGGGGACACAGAGCAGUGGGAAGAGCUCUGUGUUGGAGAGCCUCGUGGGUCGUGACCUACUGCCCCGUGGUACUGGCAUCGUCACCCGGCGCCCCCUCAUCUUGCAACUUGUCCAUGUGGACCCAGAGCACCGCAGGAAGACGAGUCAAGAGAACGGUGUGGAGAAUGAAGAAUGGGGGAAGUUCCUGCACACGAAAAACAAGGUCUACACAGAUUUUGAUGAAAUCAGACAAGAGAUUGAAAUGGAAACUGAGAGAAUUUCAGGCACGAAUAAGGGCAUCAGCGAUGAACCCAUUCAUCUGAAAAUCUUCUCUUCUCAUGUGGUGAACCUCACCCUUGUGGACCUGCCAGGCAUCACAAAGGUUCCAGUGGGCGACCAGCCAAAAGACAUUGAGAUCCAGAUCCGAGACCUGAUCUUGAAGUACAUCAGUAACCCCAACUGCAUUAUCCUGGCUGUCACUGCUGCUAACACAGACAUGGCCACCUCUGAGGCCCUGAAAGUGGCCCGGGAAGUCGACCCCGAUGGCCGCAGGACUCUGGCCGUUGUGACCAAACUGGACCUGAUGGAUGCUGGCACCGAUGCGAUGGAUGUGCUAAUGGGCAGAGUCAUUCCCGUCAAACUGGGGCUCAUCGGAGUGGUCAACAGAAGUCAGCUGGACAUUAACACCAAGAAGACCGUGGCCGACGCAAUUCGAGACGAGCACAACUUCCUGCAGAAGAGGUAUCCUUCGCUUGCCAACAGGAAUGGAACGAAAUAUCUGGCCAAGACACUGAACAGACUUCUGAUGCACCACAUCCGCGACUGUCUCCCGGAGCUCAAGACCAGGAUCAACGUGCUGGCGGCGCAGUACCAGUCACUGCUUAGCAGCUACGGUGAGCCAGUGGAGGACCAGAGCGCCACGUUGCUGCAGCUCAUCACCAAGUUCGCUGCCGAAUACUGCAACACCAUCGAGGGAACGGCCAAGUACAUCGAGACGGCGGAGCUGUGCGGAGGAGCCCGGAUCUGCUACAUAUUCCACGAAACGUUUGGUCGAACGCUGGAGUCGGUGGAUCCACUCGGAGGACUUACGACCAUCGAUGUGCUGACCGCCAUCAGGAAUGCCACAGGACCACGUCCUGCCCUCUUUGUGCCCGAGGUGUCUUUUGAGCUGCUGGUGAAGAGGCAGAUAAAACGGCUAGAGGAGCCCAGCCUGCGCUGUGUGGAGUUGGUGCAUGAGGAGAUGCAGAGGAUCAUCCAGCACUGCAGUAACUACAGCACCCAGGAACUGCUGCGGUUUCCAAAACUCCAUGAAGCCAUUGUAGAAGUUGUUACGUCUCUCCUUAGGAAGCGGCUUCCUAUUACCAACGACAUGGUACACAACCUUGUGGCCAUCGAGCUGGCCUACAUCAACACCAAGCACCCAGACUUUGCUGAUGCCUGUGGGCUCAUGAACAACAACAUAGAGGAACAGAGGCGUAACCGAAUGAGAGAGCUGCCAUCCACCGCCCCUCGGGAAAAGGUACACCAGCGACGCCAACCCACUCUUCUCUACUUAUUCCUGAACGUCCCUUCGCUUGGUGGUGCGCGCUCAGAUGACGGCUUGCUGAUGGUGUGUAACCUAACUGUUCCCCAGGGUGCUGGUGGUGAGCCAGAGGCCAGCACAGGGACCUGGAGGGGCAUGCUGAAGAAAGGAGAGGAGGGUCCAGCGGAAGAGAAGGCAAAGGCCCAGGGCUCCUUGCCUGCCAGUCCCCAGAAGGGCCAUGCUGUCAACCUGUUGGAUGUGCCUGUCCCUGUUGCUAGGAAGCUCUCGGCUCGUGAGCAGCGUGACUGCGAGGUCAUUGAGCGACUCAUUAAAUCAUACUUCCUCAUUGUGAGGAAGAACAUCCAGGACAGUGUGCCCAAGGCAGUAAUGCACUUUCUGGUGAACCAUGUGAAAGACAACCUGCAGAGUGAGCUGGUGGGGCAGCUCUACAAGUCUGGGCUGCUAGAUGACCUGCUGAAGGAGUCUGAGGACAUGGCACAGCGUCGCAAAGAGGCCGCCGACAUGCUGAAGGCCCUACAGAAGGCCAGCCAUGUCAUCGCGGAGAUCCGAGAAAUACACCUUUGGUGAGGACACCGGGACCUGCCUGCCUACCUCCCCACUGACCCAGGUCUUCUGAAGAAGCCUGGGACAGAGACAAAGCCAACAUGAAAAUGCACUGUUGUGAAUUAUUGUGUAUCAGGUUCGUUGAAUGGACUCUGCUACAUAAAGGUCAUGGAGAAGCACGAAUAAUUAGCCCACUUGUUUGACACUGUAGUUCAUUUGUAAUUAAAUGAAAUUCGCAUAACUCGCUGUACUGUUAUAUCAGGGAUAUGUGACCCCUUGUAUAGCUAAAAUUAAAGCUGAAAUACAAACUUAGUGGUGCUGCUGGACUUUGUAUGGUCUUUCUUGCAAGGUUUGACUUUGGCCUUUUUUUUUU